Molecule: messenger RNA, 714 nt
Organism: Metschnikowia bicuspidata var. bicuspidata NRRL YB-4993
Lineage: Eukaryota; Fungi; Ascomycota; Pichiomycetes; Serinales; Metschnikowiaceae
Exons: 2
Coding region: 1-714 (237 amino acids)
Source: RefSeq, a predicted model, not a curated record
AUGGCGUCCGAUAACUGCUAUUACAAUCUCAAUACUGAGAACUGUAUCGCAAUGAACCAAAUUGCGCAAGAAAUCUACCGUUCAGUUCGAGAAAACGACAUAAUCCUUGCCCGUUUGACAGAUUUGGUAGACACCAGACUAAAACUCCCAAAUUUAGCAGACAAAAGUGACAAUGCUGAGGCGGAAUAUAGUGGUGAUUAUCUUCGGAGCCACUUGGAUAAUAAUUUGCAUCUUGAUAGUGUGGAAUACGACGAGACCAAGUUCGCACAGGUGAAGAGCACACGGAUACGCCAAUUGCUAAUAGACAACUACAGGCUUCUAAUUAUAAAACAGAGCAAGCAGGCCGAGAAUAAGCAGCUUUUGAGUAUUUAUAACUCGUAUGAGCAGAUACUAUCUGAAACGAUUGUUCCUAAAUUGACACAGGAUGUCUCUUCGUUGAACAUUGAACGAAUUUUUGCGGCAAGGAUACUCUGUGCUGAACAUAAAUUUCCUCUUGAGGACGAGCUUUGGGGGACAUAUUGCAAGUAUCUUGAGAGUUUGGAAUCAGUGCGUGUAUUCUCAAACAAACUCAUCGAAAUCCUCGUAGGUCAUUUGCAUGACGAGCAGAUGGAGCGCUUGGCAACGCAAGUCAACAUUCUAGGGAACUUGAUUAAACAGUUAAAUGGGGGAGGCUUGCAUAGGAAUCAAAUCUCUAACUUUGACUAUUUGAUAUGA